CUGAGAACAACGGAUCCAUUUUAAUUAAUGUUUUGAAGGGUCGGCAGAUUGAUUAAAGUAUUGUUUUGUACGAAACACAAUUUCUCCUGGUGUGCACAUCUUGACACCCAUCGGCUGGUCUCUCGCGUCGCACUUUGAACACGCCGUCUCCCUCCGGCGGUGAGUCUGAUCACAGUGGCCGGUCCAGUCCACCCUUCUGCUCUCCGAUCGGUGUACCCCUCCCCUCCUUUACUCUCCAUCCGUGCUCUCUCUCCCCCUCUCUGCCCGGUACAUACAUCAGUAUGUCUUUAGCACUGGUAGCGCUAUACACCCCCUGAACGGAGACGGAGCUCGUUUAGUAUUCCGCGCACAAGGCGGCGAGAGAGAGAACGCGCGCGAGAGAGAGGGAGGGGAGAAGGAGUGGAAUAAGGAGAAAAAAACGAGGGUGAGAAGACAAGAAAAAACACAGCGAGAGAGAAGAGGAAAGAGGAAGAGGGGAGCGGAGAGAUACCUUAUUGUUCAUUUCUCCCUCUCAGUCUACGCCUCCGUGCCAUCAUCCUCAUUCCAGGCAACUAGCUGGAGUCACCUCGAGAUUCUCCUCAAAUGGAACAACGGCCCUCCGUCAACAUUAAAGCUUGACUCGCACGACUGGAAAACCACUGCGUCUCCCGGAGGUCCCACUGGAACUACGUGACCCAGAAUUCCACUCUCUUUGCUGAUGCUGUUCUGUGAAGAAGACUUCAUAAUAGGCCACCCCCAGACCAUCUCCUCUAUUAGUGUUUGGAGACUGUGAGAUUGUGGGAGGCCAAAGUAAAUAUAGUGCCACCUUGGACUGGCAGACGGAUAUGCCAGACAUUCUGGAGGGAUCUGGCACUAUCAUCCAUCAUGAGAAGGACUCUUCAGCUGACCUGUAGCCAUACUUAUUUAAAAACCUUUCCCCAGAAACCAAUGACUAUAUUGUAAGGGGUGAGUGUGGCCUACCAAUUAAUGGGCGCAUCAGUCACAGAUGGCUUCUGUUUAACCUAGGCCCAGACAUCUGUGCCUGACAGAACCCUCCAUACUCCAAUCCUGAUCGGCUUUGCCUCACAGCUCCCCUUCACUGAUUGGUCCCACCAAAAAGAAAGUGGCCAGACCCUUCCCACUCAGGCACCGUCUAAUUGGUGUUGGGGGGUAGUAGGGGGCCUGCGCUGCGCCGAGCUGAGGAAUCGGAUUGGCCGUCUCUGUUUGCGGGUGGGCUGGGGAGUGAGAUGCGGAUUGGAGGAUGUCGGGGGACUGGGAUGAAGACAUGUGCAGGAAGGUGCUGGUGUUGGUGGAGGAGCUGUGCUUCAAGUCCCCCGAGGGGCACAGCCAGAGCGAACCCUGCCAGGAGUUCUACUACAUCAUGAGGGGCGGCAACCGGCACCAGGACUCGGACAUCUCGGUGAGCCUCCUCUCGGUCAUCGUGACCUUCUGCGGCAUCGUCCUGCUCUCCGUCUCGCUCUUCGUCUCCUGGAAGCUCUGCUGGUUGCCGUGGCGCGACAACGGCGGGUUGAGCCUGACGGCGGGCCUGCUGCCAGGCGGCACCGGGGCCGGCGGCCUGGGCUGUGGUGGCGGCGGCUCCUCACUGCUGCCGCCGCUCCUGCAGCGCAAGGACACACACUCGUCCUCCUCGCUCUACCCGUCCCUGUCGCAGCCGGCCCAGCACCACCCGCACUUCUCCGACCUGAUGGGGGUGGAGACCAGCGGCGGCGUUGGAGGUGGCGUAGGUGGCCCGGGUGGAGGGUUGGUGGUGGGGGGAGUGAUUGGUGGGCCUCAGGAGACCCAGGAGAGCUCCUACCUGGAUAUGGACUCCUAUCCCAACAACGCCGCGACUCUGAAGUUGAGCACCACGUCUCCAGAGCUGCCCCCUGUGUCUGAAGGCGCCCAGCCUCAGAAGGACCUGCCCAAUGCCCACUCUCAGCAGCAGGUCACCACCAGGCCCAAGCCCAUGACUCACCAGCUCUCCAGCCCCGAUUUCCAUGGCGAGGAGAAGAGCGAGCAGGUGACCAGCAUUGGCCAGAUCAAACCGGAACUCUACAGGAUGCGCCAGGGCGACCAGGGCGACGGCAAGCAGGGGGACAACUGCGGCAAAAUUAGCUUCCUCCUCCGCUACGCCUUCAACACGGAGCAGCUGGUGGUGAAAAUCCUGAAAGCUCUGGACCUGCCGGCAAAGGACGCCAAUGGCUUCUCCGACCCCUACGUGAAGAUUUACCUGCUGCCAGACAGGAAGAAGAAAUUCCAGACCAAGGUCCACAGAAAGACCCUGAAUCCGAUCUUUAACGAGACAUUCCAGUUCGGGGUGCCGCUGGCUGAGCUGCACGCCAGGAAGCUGCACUUCUCCGUCUAUGACUUUGACCGCUUCUCCCGCCAUGACCUCAUCGGCCAGGUCGUCGUGGACAACCUGCUGGACUUUAGUGAGGGCAGCGGGGACAAGCCCAUCUGGAGGGAUAUUGUGGAGGGGACGGCGGAGAAAGCGGACCUGGGCGAGCUGAACUUCUCACUGUGCUACCUGCCGACUGCCGGCAGGCUCACUGCCACCAUCAUCAAAGCCACCAACCUCAAAGCCAUGGACCUCACUGGCUUCUCGGACCCAUAUGUGAAGGCCUCGCUGAUUUGUGAUGGGCGCAGGCUGAAAAAGAGGAAGACCUCCAUUAAAAAGAACACACUGAAUCCGACCUACAAUGAAGCACUGGUCUUUGACAUUCCAAAUGAAAACAUAGAGAAUGUUAGUGUGAUCAUCGCAGUUAUGGAUUAUGACUGUAUCGGGCAUAAUGAGGUCAUCGGGAUGUGUCGCGUGGGUAGCGACGCAGAAGGACCUGGAAGAGAGCACUGGACGGCCAUGUUGGCGAACCCCCGCAAGCCCAUUGAGCACUGGCACCAGUUGGUUGAGGAGAAGGCCAUGACCACAUUUGUGUCAAAGAGUGCCGCAGCUUCCCCUAAGCCUCACAUUGUGGUGGAUAGCCCUCACUCUGAAUAGUCCUGUCAGCAUUAUCUCUCAAGAUUCCAGACUUUCAUUCUUUCUCUCAUCAUCUGUGAAUAGUUCUCUCCAUCAAAGAAAGAAAGAAAGAAAGAAAGAACAAAAGAAAGGGAGAAGAAGCACUACUGCUAGUGCUGUUCGGAUGCUACUGACAAAGCCUGAGACAGACACACCGCCACCAUGCAGAGAUGUCACAAUGUUAACUGGACACUGAAGGCACUCUCUCAAUUGCAUAGUGUACACACACACACAUACACACACACACACACAUACAAAAUUCAACUCUCAUGCACACAUGCGUGCAUAAGCAGACACAUACUGUACACUCUCCACAUAGAGUAUACAUGCUCUCUCUCUCUCUCUGCUGUCUUUUCUCUCUCUCUCUCUCACACACACACACACAUACACACACACACAGUAAUGAGGAGCUGUUUGACUGGUCAAUAUUGAUCAGUAUGAUCAGUAUUUGUGACAAUGAUUUGCAACCUCCUGUAUUAAAAAAAUGGUUCCAUUAUUUUGUUCCUUGACACUGGGCAUACGAAUUGACAUUGUUGGAUCUUAAAUAUGUCAGUGUGUGGAUGUAUCUAACUGUGUGUAUUAAGGGGAGGGUCUUAAAAAAAUCUCUGUAGUGUUCUUUUCAGUGUGACAUAUGCUGUGUACAUGGAGAAAGACUUUGGAUGCCUUGAAUUUCUCGUCUGAAAAAUCCAGGACUUUGUUGCAUAUUUCUCUCGAGAGAACAAACUGUCGUUACUGUCUUGAUUUGUGUCGGAGAAGCUGGAGGACAAGGAUGGAUCCUUUGGCCAAAGCAUGUGGUGCGACAUCGAAACGUGUCCCUCUGCCUCAUACAAGUCGAUCAUCUUUUUUCUUGGAGUUCAUCGAGAUUUUACGUCCAGGUUUUAUUUUUAUAUGAGUUGAUUAAUUUGGGAUUAUUUGUAUAAAUGAUUAUCAUCGUAGAGCCAUACUUGAUUAUUUAUUUAAAUUUAUUUGGUUAAAGGAUCAUCACAGAAGGGAGUUCUUCACCCAAGGGACAUGGAGCAGGUUGAGUGCGCCAUGGAAACACACACUGCCCUCUCUCAUUGGCCACCCUGACAGACUCAAUCCCCUGGAGAACUUUCUAGAAGAACUCAGAUUGAACAAAAAAAAUAUAAUAUAUAUAUAAAUAUAUAUGAACCGCCAGAGGACCCUAUCUAGGACGGACCUGCUUGGUUUUGUCUGCACUUACUGAGAACCCAUCCUUCAGGGGGAGGAUGUUCACCAUAUUACUUUAUUUUUGUACCAUCCCAGGUUUUUCCGUUCUCUUUGUCGUCGUAGGUUCUCUCAGAGACAUCUUUUCUUUUUUUGACUUUAAAAAAAAUGGAGGAAGUGUCUGCUCACUCUAUCACCUCUGCGAUGGGACAAGGACGCCGCUGUGUCGCUUUUUUUUUCUUUCCGUGUUAACCUACGUGUUCGUGGGUGUGUGCUUUACUUUUUUUGUAAUUGAUAUGCGUUCGUGUGUGCGUGUACGUAUGCCUGUGCGUGUCUGUGUGUGUCACUGUGACCUUGUGUAUGACACGUUUCUGCCGCCGAUGCAAACCCCCCCCCCCCCCAUCUAAUUCCCUCCCUCUUUCCCCUCAUGUAUCCCCUCUCUCAAUCACCAGACCUUUCCUCUGACUCCAGAAAAAAACACAAAAACAAACAAACCUUGUGUCUUCUGUCCCGUGUCUUAGACAAAUAUUUUUUUUUCCGUGUACGGUCUGUUGCACUUGGUAGAGAGUGGGGAGGAUUCAUGUUUUUGUCCCCCACCCUGUGAUGCACAGUACGGAUGUACAACCACAGACAUUAGAGUGUGCCGUCUAUGUUGUUUCCCUCUAAUCAGCUGUCGUAUUUGCUCAAAAGUGCCCCCUUCUCCAGCCUGGUCAGUGUUACUGUGUAGGGUGUUUAGUUCUCUCCGCAUAGAUAUGUUCCGUUUGUCCAAAGGUGACGGAGAAGGAUGGGGGUUACCCUGUAGGUCACGGCGUUCAAGGAAUUAAGAAGGCAGAUGCGUUUUUUGGGGUGAAACUUGAGGGGGAACGAUUCCACACAAAAAAAAAACAUAGCAACUACAGCUUGAUCUGCAAGAGAGCCAAUAUGAGCAAGGCCGAGUGUGACGGGCUUUUAGGUCAAACAACAGCCAGAACUGGGGGUUGCCAGCAUCAACAUCCUCCUCCUCCUUCCUUUGCUAUGAGGGUGGAGAAGAGAAAAAAAAUAAAAAAGUGAGCUCCUGUCCCUGCAUGUUCUGUGUCGCCUACCGAACUGCCACCUCAGGCAAGCGCUGUCAGCAGCCUAGAGUCUAGCGUACUCUCUCAGUCAGUAACACAACUACAGCUUCAGAAGCACCACUGUGAUCCUUAAUCAUAUGGACCUUGCACUUAAAUGAGUAGGAUUAGUAUCAGUGCUGUUGCCUCUAUGGCCACCCCCAUACAGCCUCUCAAAGCUUAUUUUUACUACCAGUGCCAUUAACACCAGCCGCUAGACUUUGCGGCCACUAUUGCCCCUAACGGACAUUACUUCUGCACAGCUAGUCUUCCCUCUACACCCUGGCGUUCAUAUCCUGAAAAGCACUGUUGGCCGUUUGAGCAGAUGUUCUGCGGCCAUGUGUGGAACUCCGCUCACAAUCCCCCCUCCCCAACCCCAGUGGAUCCAGUGACCGCUCCGCUCUGUGGCAUCGUGCUCGUCGUCUGUCCAAUUCGCAUGCAGAAGUUCUGCGGCACUCUUGGCACGCUGUCCCCCGUAUGUGGGUAUGUGUCGUACAUUUGCUGUUGUGGGAAAAACGAGAGCUCCAUCGAUUCCCGAGCUUCGUCUCCGUCUCUUUGUCCUCUUGUCUGUUUUUGCAGUACUGUCUUGCUGCUCAAUGGUGUUGUGAACGUUUUUUUUAAUUAUUUUGUUUAUUGUUUUUUGGUUCUUCCACGUGCUUAUUUAUUUGUGUGUUUGCUUUGCCUGCGUCUGUUCUGCAGCACUGACACCCAGACCCGUGGGUCACGCUGUAGCCAUAGAUUUUCUCUCUCUCAGUGCAACUUGUUAGUGUGCUUCCCCUCCGCACCUUCCAUGCCCCUCUCUCUUUCUCUUUCUCUCUUUUUUUUUUAACAUUUUUCUCCUUUCACAUUUUCACUUCACUGCUCUCAGUGAUGACCGGUCAUCUUUUAAAACUGGGUCUAACAUCACAAUUCUUAUGGCUCCCUCACUUUUCUUCAACCAUUACCUUCUGCUCUCUCUUUUUCUCUCACUCUUUAUUCUGUCUUUCUCUCUCUCUCUCUCUCUCUGUCACUGGCUGUGCCCCAUUUUUGUCUGCUUGCAUCGAGAUACAAGCCACCCACUCUCUCUCUCUCUCUCUCUCUUUCUCUAUCCGUCUCUCUCUCCACUCUCUCUCUCUCUCUUUCUCUAUCCGUCUCUCUCUCCCUCUCUCUCUCUCUCUCUCUUUCU
Messenger RNA from Alosa alosa (allis shad), 6412 nucleotides. It is a transcript of the gene syt3, whose product is annotated as synaptotagmin III. NCBI's taxonomy places the organism in Eukaryota, Metazoa, Chordata, Actinopteri, Clupeiformes, Clupeidae. The record is from RefSeq and is a predicted model, not a curated record. The transcript is spliced from 13 exons. Gene Ontology annotation, biological process: regulation of calcium ion-dependent exocytosis; regulation of dopamine secretion; calcium-ion regulated exocytosis. Gene Ontology annotation, cellular component: membrane. The coding region runs from base 1241 to 2974 and encodes 577 amino acids. Gene Ontology annotation, molecular function: clathrin binding; calcium-dependent phospholipid binding; phosphatidylserine binding.